Scophthalmus maximus (turbot) is the source of this 1313-nucleotide messenger RNA. Its product is annotated as complement C1q tumor necrosis factor-related protein 7. The record is from RefSeq and is a predicted model, not a curated record. Bases 192 to 1079 code for a protein of 295 amino acids. Gene Ontology annotation, molecular function: protein binding. The transcript has 3 exons. NCBI's taxonomy places the organism in Eukaryota, Metazoa, Chordata, Actinopteri, Pleuronectiformes, Scophthalmidae.
UCCAGUCUGCUCCUGCUGCUGCAGCUGCUACAAGACGCUGUCGGCUGAGCUCUGUACACAGACGCCUGAGAGCACAGCAGAAAAAGACAAGUAACAUGUUCACCCAGGACUCAAAUCAUUCAAAAGACCAGGAAUAUCUGAGCAGAUCGGACAAAGACACUCCACAGUGAGAAUUGUGAUCAGCUUUGGAGAUGAACAGCUGCCAACUGUGGGACUUGAAGAUGUGGGUGUUGAUGGGGGUAGUCUGUCUGUGCCACUCUGUCUUUGGACAGCUGUUUGAGACAAAGCUGAAAGGAGCCCCACGUCUGAUCUGCAGUGUCCCCGGGUCACCGGGCCUACCUGGCAAACCUGGUCCCAGCGGGCCGCCGGGAGCAGAUGGGAAUGUGGGUAUCCCAGGAAGAGAUGGCAGAGAUGGCAGGAAGGGUGAAAAGGGAGAAAAGGCAGACACAGGGUUGAAGGGCAGGGUUGGCCCAACAGGUAAGAUUGGAGACCGAGGUGACCGUGGCCCUGCAGGGAAACGGGGACCUACAGGAGAGAAUGGAGAUGUGGGCCCACCUGGAAGUCCAGGACGGGAAGGGGACAAAGGGGACAAGGGCAAACGAGGGCCACGCGGCACUGCAGGAGUCUGCAGAUGUGGUAGCCUGCUGCCUAAAUCUGCCUUCUCUGUGGGAAUCACCAGCAGCUACCCAGCAGAGAAAGCCCCUAUCAAGUUCAAUAAAGUCCUCUUUAAUGAGGGCGGACACUACAACCCACAGACGGGCAAGUUUAUCUGUGCAUACCCAGGCGUUUAUUACUUCUCAUAUGACAUUACACUUGCCAACAAACACCUGGCUAUUGGUUUGGUGCAGAAUGGACAGUAUCGCAUCAAAACCUUUGACGGCAACACAGGAAAUCAUGACGUGGCGUCUGGGUCCACUGUGAUGUACCUGAACCCGGAAGAUGAGGUGUGGCUGGAAAUCUUCUUCCAGGACCAGAACGGUUUAUUUGCAGACCCCGGCUGGGCUGACAGCUUGUUCUCCGGCUUCCUUCUCUAUGCGGACACAAACUACUUUGACAUACUGGCAGAGGACUACACAUAGAACCUGAACAACACAAGGACUAAACCAAAAACAUCUAUUCACUGUCGUCUUCAUACUGUUAUUACACAUAUGGUAUGGUCACGCUAUAUUUUUAUACAAAAGUUUACACUGCUAGUUAUUUUAUUACUACAGAGACUCAUCUACUGAAUAUAUCAUUUGAUAAAGCUUGAAUGAGUUUCUGAUUAAUCUGUUUUGGCUGGGAGUCAAUAACUUAAAUAAACAUUGUUGACUUGU